AAUAGGUUUAUAUUUGACAAAAAUGUAUACCCUAUUAUAUAUUAUUGUGCUAUUCACAAUAGCGCUUAAAUCAGUGAAUACAUCAGGGCAUAAGGACUUUUUUAAAAAGCCCCCAUUCAAAGAUUUCUACGGAAAACUAGACGCGAAUAUCAGGGUUGGCGACGCAGGUGAGCCGCUCAUAUUGACAGAUCUUAUCAAAAAUGGCGAUAUUAUAUGGGCCAAGGAAAAAGCUAAAGUGACAGAUUUUAUGCCAGAAGUUAGCAGUUAUGCUGGAUAUUUCAGGGUUGACGAAACUUAUAAUUCAAAUUUGUUCUUCUGGUUCUUUCCGUCUCAGAACGAUCCUGCAAAUGAUCCAGUUAUCCUUUGGUUACAGGGAGGCCCAGGUGCCACUUCUAUGUUUGGGUUGUUUCAGGAACAUGGCCCGUUUGAGUUUAAUGAAAAAGGUGAGCUUGGCCUAAGAAAUACAUCUUGGAACCUUCAACAUUCGGUCAUUUACAUCGAUCAACCAGCUGGUACCGGCUGGAGCUUUACUAAUAAAGGAUACGCCCAAAACCAAACCAAAGUAGGCGAUGAUCUCUACUCAGCUCUUGUUCAAUUCUUCACUUUAUUUGACGAAUACCAGAGUCAUCCCUUCAUAAUCACUGGGGAAUCCUAUGCUGGCAAGUACAUUCCAGCCAUUGCCCAUGCUAUUGACAAAUAUAAUCCUUCAGCUUCAGUACGCAUUAACCUCCAAGGAUUGGCAAUUGGCAAUGGUUUGACUGAUCCCAAGUAUCAAGUCAAGUAUGCGGAUUAUUUGUAUAAACAUGGCCUGGUGGAUUUGAAUACGAAGAAUAAUCUGGAGAAGACAGAAAAUCAAAUAAUUGAUUACAUACUUCAGGAGGAAUACCAUCUAGCUGCAAAUUAUAUAAAUUUUGAUUUGAAUGACAUUGGAGUAGAUUGUGGCUUGGAUAUUUACAAUUAUCUUACUCUAGUAUCAGAUGACAGAGCGCAAGAAUAUAUGGAACAGUUAUUUCAAAGAGAAGACUUACGAAAAGCUAUUCACGUGGGUAAUACUGAAUUUGAUGACAAAAACGUUUACUCGAAUUUGUCCAAUGAUAUCCCAGUCUCUCAAGCCCAUUUAGUAGCUGACCUUCUUAGCAAAUACAGAGUUUUAAUAUAUAAUGGACAGCUAGAUAUUAUAGUUGCUUAUCCAAUGACUAUUGACUAUUUGCAAAAUCUUAAAUUUGAUGCCUCGGAGGUUUACGCUAAGGCCGUAAGGCAAAUUUGGCAGACAAAAAUUGGUGAAGACAAUGUUAUAGCAGGGUAUGUCAAGACAGCAGGCAAUUUAACAGAGAUUAUGGUAAGGAGUGCUGGGCAUAUGGUACCGACCAAUCAACCACAGUUUGCAUUGGAAAUGAUAAACAAAUUUGCCAGAAAUAAACCAAUUGUUAAUUAAUUGUGUAAUUAUAGCUAAAUAAAUUCAGUUUGAAAUGAAA
This is a messenger RNA of Diabrotica virgifera virgifera (western corn rootworm), 1475 nucleotides long. RefSeq names its product venom serine carboxypeptidase-like. The coding region runs from base 23 to 1435 and encodes 470 amino acids. Lineage: Eukaryota; Metazoa; Arthropoda; Insecta; Coleoptera; Chrysomelidae. Gene Ontology annotation, biological process: proteolysis. Gene Ontology annotation, molecular function: serine-type carboxypeptidase activity. The record is from RefSeq and is a predicted model, not a curated record. The transcript is spliced from 4 exons.